Molecule: messenger RNA, 1032 nt
Organism: Rhododendron vialii
Lineage: Eukaryota; Viridiplantae; Streptophyta; Magnoliopsida; Ericales; Ericaceae
Exons: 1
Coding region: 1-1032 (343 amino acids)
Source: RefSeq, a predicted model, not a curated record
AUGAGCAGUUUAACCCACAGAAUAUUACUGGGAGAAUUUGACGGAUCUUGCUCCGAUGAUGAUGAGAUUGCAAUGGCGCAAUUGAUCAUGGCCAGGCAAUACCAAAAAUUUCAAAGAAGACGCCAACAAAGAGGUCAUGUUGGUUCUACAAGCGGUCGAGCCUGGAUCUCCCGUGACAGAGUUGCUGCUAACCAACGACUCAAUGAUGAUUACUUUUGUGAGUAUCCGCUCUACGACGAAAAGUUGUUUCAGCAACGUUUUCGAAUGAGUCGGCCCUUAUUUCACAAGAUCUUGGGCAAACUCCAACAACAUGACGUGACGUUCGUCCAAAGGAAUGAUGCGACGGGAGUUGCAGGUCUUUCUGGUAUCCAAAAGAUGACAGCAGCUCUGAGGAUGAUGGCAUACGGGACGCCUGCUGAUAGUCUUGAUGAGUAUCUCAAGAUUGGGGGAAAUACAGCAGUUGAGUCUCUUCAAAGCUUCUGUAGAGGUGUUAUCUCUAUUUUUGAAGCAGAAUACUUGAGAAAACCAAAUGAAAGAGAUACUGCAAGGCUCCUACAUGUGGGCAAUCAACGUGGUUUUCCUGGAAUGCUAGGCAGCUUGGAUUGUAUGCAUUGGCAGUGGGACAAAUGUCCAACUGCUUACCAUGGCUUCUUCAGUGGCUGCAGCGGAAAACCCACUAUUGUACUUGAAGCAGUUGCAUCGUAUGAUUUAUGGAUUUGGCAUGCUUUCUUUGGCAUGCCUGGGUCAUUCAACGAUAUCAACGUGCUUGAUCAAUCUCAUCUCUUUGAUGAUCUCAGUGCCGGUCGUGCCCCUCCAGCCCAUUUUGUUGUUAAUGGGAGUCAGUACGACAUGGGGUACUACCUUUCUGAUGGUAUCUAUCCAAAAUGGGCGACUCUCGUCCAAACCAAUUCUCAACCACAAGGAAGAAAGAAGCAACACUUUGCGAGGAUGCAGGAGGCAUGUCGCAAGGAUGUUGAAAGGGCAUUUGGCGUACUCCAAGCACGCUGGGCAAUUGUGAGAGGACCGGCGUGA